This is a messenger RNA of Lymnaea stagnalis (great pond snail), 14226 nucleotides long. Lineage: Eukaryota; Metazoa; Mollusca; Gastropoda; Lymnaeidae. The record is from the annotation of a GenBank genome assembly.
GUCAAAAUGGUUCAUAAUCAUCGACAUAGACUAAUGAUAGAUCUCAUUCGUAGAACUUAGUCACGAUAAAGAUUUUUUUUUUUUUAAUUUAUUUUCCACGACGUUUUAUAAUGGUGCCCCUUUUUCUGUUAGAUUCAAGUGGUAAGUAGUAUUAAAUUAAGAGUCAAUAAAUAAAUUAAAUAGUAAGUCGGCUAUUCAAAAUGAAAUAUUAAUAAUAUUUUUUUUAAUAUAAAUUUCAAUUAACUUGUGCACUUGGCCUUGUAGGUAGCGGUAGAGUUAUUCAGACGAAUGCGUCUGCUUAUUGAGUCCAUGGUCCAUCGUCAGUGACCUCGUUUAAUCAAGUAAGUGGAUAUCUUGUUUUUAGUAGUUAGUAGCCUAAAGUUUUAAGUAUAAGUAGGCCUAUACUAUAUGUUAUAUGUAAGUUAUAGUUAUAGGCUACUAGUACUAGACUACUUGAGUAGGCUAGUCUAAGGUUUAGAAAAAUAAAAGUUUAUUUAUAAUGAAGCCUUACAACUAGUAAUAAAUUAUAAAUAACUAGUAGGCCUACUACUCUUAUUAAGUUUAAGUUAUUAAGUUGGUUUAAAAAAUUAUAAGACUUAUACUUAGGCUUAUUAGGACACUUAAAUUGAACCAUACUCAUCAUAGUCAUAGUCAUAGGCUUAGGCCAUGCCUAUGCCUAAAUUUAUAUUUUUAUAUACUUACAUAUAAAGGCCUACCACUAGACCUAUCCACUAUCACAACUAUGUUUAAAUUUAAAAAUUAUUAGAAGGCUUGAGGCUGAGGCAUGGGAUUGCAUAAAUUUAUUGUAAGAAGUUAUUUUGUGUUUUAAAGACCAUUUUAAUUUCAUCAUAUUUCAUGUCUUCACUUUUACUUGACUCAUGAUAAAACAUGAGUUUCUUGCUCUCAAAUAAUCAUGAUAAAUGAUAAUGAGAUAUGUUACAUUAUAUGUAAUUUUUCUAAAAAAAUAAAAUAAAUGUUAUGGCAUGGAGGUGAAAAAAGAGAGUGGGAUAAAAUAGAAGUUUGAGGUAGGUUCAAAUUUUGGCUUAAAAUAUUUUAAAAAAAUUAAUACAAAGGAGUAAAGUGGUUGUAAAUCAUUUCAGUAAAUGCAUGAAAACUUUAGAUGCUUUUACUAUUAUUAGAUUGUGCUAGUUAAGUCUAAGAAUAGCCUAAUCUCUUUUCUUUCAUUUUUUACAGAUAUUUCUUUGUAGUUGUUUUUUUAUUUUCUGCUAAAUAAGACAACAUAUCAGAAAAGGGGCAUCCCAAUGCUGCAAUUGUCACUUUACUGCUCAGUCACCUUUUACCUUCUUCAUUUAUAACAACAAAUCCCAAUUUUUUUUUAUCUACCUUGAAAAUAUAGGCUACAUACAUUAAUGAAAUUAUCUUAAAAAUGCAUACUGAGACAUGAGCACUUUCCCUGAAAACCUAAUUUUUAUCUAUAGUCCUAGAUAGUUACUCUUAAAUAAAUAAGGUAGACCAACAUUUUAAAUUAAAAUUAACACAUAUACUUUGAGCUAUUAUUUUUUGUUAAACUUAUUCAGUUUGUAUUUCAAUUUCUAAACAAAAGUGACAUAAUUAUUAUUAUUCGGAAAUUUGUAGUCUUAAAUAAUCUAGUCUUAAUUGGCAUAAAUUAUAUAUAUGAUAUAACAUGGAGAAAAUAAAUAUGACUUGAAAACCUAGCCUUUUCUCAGCAGAUCUAAUUUUGAAAGCUAAACAUUAUUGUAUUAUUUCAUUUUCAAGAAACAUAUCAAGAAUGGAUAACAAUGAUAAUCCUCCAAAUGCAGGGAGGCAUGGGAGACAACCUCAGGCAGGAUUAAGGUAAAAUAAUACAUUUAUUUGAUAGCUUAAGGGGCCGUCCAUAAAGUAUGUCACACUUUUUUUGAACAUUUUUACCCCCCCCCCCUUCCACCCUGUCACAAAUCUCGGACUUCCCUCCCCCAAAGUACGCCACACUUUCGAACAAAUUUUAAAAAAAAUUAACACCUAAUUAAAAUUUAAUCUAAAACACACUUUUUUUGAACAUUUUUCCCCCCCCCCCCUUCCACCCUGUCACAAAUCUCGGACUUCCCUCCCCCAAAGUACGCCACACUUUCGAACAAAUUUUAAAAAAAAUUAACACCUAAUUAAAAUUUAAUCUAAAACACACUUCAUUAGUAAACUGUAUUAAAAUAUAAAAUUUCCACUUAAAAAAACUAUCACAUUAUUAAAAUUACUUUAAUAGUAGAAUAGUUACUAGCGCUCCUAGCGAGAGGAAUCAUGAACAACAUAUUCAGGAGAUACGCAUUUCAUGCUAUUUUGACAUAAGACUAAUUCAAAUGUUUCACAAAAUUUUUGAAAAUUACUUUUAAAGCUAUUAAAUUCUACUAAAAAAAUAAAAAAUAAAUUAGAAAUAAAAUUUUAAAAAAUAAAUGUGUGACGUCCACAUGGCCUGACGCCCCCUCCACCCUGUCACAAACUGUCACACUUUCUUACACCCCCUCCCCCUCUGGAGCGUGACGUACUUUAUGGACGGCCCCUAAUAAAAAUCAAGUUUUCUUUUAGUUAUACAUAGGCUACGUCUAUCUUGAUAACUUUUAAAACAAAAAUGCAUUUAAUAAAUCAGAAAUACAAGACUUUUUACAGAGCUAGAAUGACUCCUACUUCAUGUUUAAAAUGUCCAUAUCCAUUGUUACCUUUGCUGUAUUGUAACAAAAAAUAUCAACUUCAAUAUUAAGAUUUGGAUUAAAUAAGAUUGACUUUAAAAAAGGUAGUAUGGACAUUAUAGUCUUGAAAAUAGGACUAAAAAGGGAGCCUUAUCUAAAAUAAUAUAAACCUUAUUCAGACAUACUAAUUCAAAUGCCUACAUAAAAUCUCAAUUUAUGAAAUAAUUAAUUUUAAUGUUAGGCAUGCAGAAUUGUUUUUGGGGUGAUUGCCAAAAGGUGUGCAAUCCAACGGUUUUUGACAAUGUUGACCAUUGAAAAGUUUCUCUUUAAAAAGUCAAAGUCAUUUAUAAGAUUGGUUUGAAGUUUUUAACUUUAUUAAAAUGAUCAUGAAAUAAAAUUUGCAUGUAAAUUUUUUGUAAAAUUUUUUAUCGCAAACAAGAAUUUUAAUACAUUGUGGAAAUUUACAAGUAGGUAUAUAGUAACUGCAUCUUUCCUAAAUUUCGUACAAACUUAAUAUUAGACAUUCUAGAAAACCUACUUAACCAAUGUAGUUGCUGACACAUAUCAUAAAAUCUUUUUAAAAAUGUUUUGAUAAUGCAUGAUAUUCAUCAUAAGAAAUAAAUGUGAUUCAUAACAUUGAAUGUGUUAUAUAUUAAAAUUAAUUUUCAUCCAACCUGUAUUAAAUUUUUUUUUUUUAUAGGCAGACUGGACGUCUCCUCACAUCAAAUGAGAUGGAGAUUAUGUUACUAGAAAAGACACCAGCUGAAGUCUUGACACGGAUUUCAACAGCUGAUGGCAGCUUUGAAAAACUCCUUAAAGAAAAGGAAAAUGAUAUGAAGUAUGUCCGGUUAAUGGUCAGAGUUAUAGGUUUUGCCCUUGGUGAUACAAGACGGGCCCAGGAGCAGGCAGUAGUUGAUCUCGUUAAAAUGAUUAUAGACAAUUCUUCCUUUCAUGAGAAAAUACUGUACAGCCUGCAAGGAAAGCAAACAUUUGAUGAAAAAUAUGUCAAAGCAAUUUUGGUCAUAUUAAAAUCUACUUUAGAAAGAAUACCAAAUGUGGCAGCCAAAGAGUUAUCCUUACUUUUCAUGACCCUUGAACGUAUCAUUGAUACAAAGUAUGAACAUUUGAUAGAUGAAAAAGAUGAAGUGAAAGAAUUGAUAUAUAGGCCUAUGAAAUUUGAGGAUGAUGACCAGGACAAAGAACAGGAAACAUUGCUGCAAGACCAAGAUGUUGAUCCUAACCUCUUUCGAGGGCUCAGCGUAAUUCCAACUGCUGCAGACUUUGACCCAACACAAGAUAUUGUUCUGCGUGCUAACAAGAUUAAAGGUCGCUAUGAAAACAUAAAUGACUAUCUAGACAUACAGGUAAAAUUGAAUUACCAAAUAGGUAAAUAGCAUGAUAAGAAUCUAGUAAGCUAAAAAAAUAUGUGCUUUAUUAUUUUGUUUCAUUUCAUAAAAUUAAGUAUUUUUAAAAAUAUAAUGUUAAUUACACCACAAAUUUAAAUAUAAGGACAUGUACUAAGAGUUUUGGAUUGUACUAAAACCAAGUAGAUUAUAUUGUUUUUUAGAUUUUGUCUUUUAGCUUUAUUUCUUCAUCAAUUUCAGUUCCGACUAUUAAGAGCUGAUCUCUUAAUUCCUCUUAGAGAAAAUAUUCACAAAUUCCUUGAUGGGGACAAAAAACAUGCUGUCAGAGCAUAUGCUCAAGUGAGUCUCAAAUAAUAUAAGGCCAGCCCCCCAAUAUCCUGUUUUUUUUUUUUAAUUUGCAUUUGUUUUAGAUCUUAAUUUUUUUUUAUAUUUUGGUCUGUAGAUUGUAUUUAAAAAAAAAUAAAUGAUCUUUUAUAAAUAUGAAACAUUUCUAUCAUUUAAAUUAAAUAAUUGUUGUUUGUUUUGUAAUUUUAAAGAACCAACCAUAGCUUUCAAUUAUGAAUAUUAUUUUUUUACUCAGCUGUAAAACAAACAAAAAUUGAUUUUUUUGGUAACUUUCUUUGUAAGAACAAGGAUAAUGAAUUUUGCAACUUAAAUUUGCAAAUUUAGCUGGUUCCAACUUUAAAGUCAUUGUUUAAACCUGCGAUUGAAUUUAAUUUGUAUUGCAGUUAUUUAUGUGUUAAUUACCAACUAAGAAAUAUCUGUUCACAGGUUAGAAUCGUUAGACCAAUUUGCCACGACAAGGGCCUCUGCUUUCGUUUAUCAUUUGAUGUCACAAAACAUAGACGAAUAAACUGGUCAGUUUCCCAAAGAUUAAAGUUUGGCUCCCUACUUUGCCUUUCAUCAGACAACUUCAACACUUACCGCACAGCUAUCGUGGAGAAUCGUGAUCCCAAAGAUCUGUCAAAAGGUUUAGUUGAUGUCCAAUUUAUAUUGAAUACACAAGGACCAAACAUGGAUGUUGAAGAGCUCAGGCAUUUCAUAGAAGAGGCCAGAGACCAAAGAUUUGUGAUGGUUGAGUCGCCUACAUAUUUCGAGGCGUAUAAAUAUGUUCUGCUUGGACUCCAACAUAUGACAGAGAAUAAUUUUCCAUUCUGGCAGUACAUAGGACAAUGUAUCAGACAAGUAAAUCCACCACAAUAUCUGGAAGAUGCUGACAAUCCUACAUAUGAUCUACGACCACUGGUGGACACAGAUUAUGUCAUCACUGAGAAUGAAGACCUGAGACCAGGGUUUAGUCCUGAAGCAGCUGCAGCUGAAGCUGUCAAGGUCCUGGAUCUUGAAUCCUGGCCCAAUCCUAACACAUUUGGUCUGGACACAUCACAAUUUGUCGCCUUGCAGUCUGCACUGACCGAAGAGUUCUCAAUCAUCCAAGGUCCGCCAGGAACAGGGAAAACCUUCAUCGGUCUCAUGCUGAUGAAAGCCUUGCUUCACAACAAGAAAUUGUGGGUGGGAAAUGAUGAAUCAAAACCAAUCCUGCUGGUGUGUUACACCAAUCAUGCCUUGGAUCAGUUCUUGGAAGGGAUCUUAAGUUUUUUUAAAGGACAAUUGGUUCGAGUUGGCUCUAGGAGUAAAAGUGAGAGACUGGAAGAAUAUAAUUUGAGAGGGCUGAGACACAGGGCUAGAGAAAAUCGAAGGGUACCUCUUGACAUACAUCUUGCAAAACAACAGACCAGAAUCAGGUUGAAUAAUCUUAAAGCUGAAAUUCACACCGAAGCUGCAAAACUUGAAAUUUUAGAAAGAGAAAUAGUCAAGGAGUCAUUUUUGAUUGAUUACAUUCAUCCUGAUCACUACAAAUCUUUAACUAAUAGAAAUAUAAAAGGAAGUAUCAUAACCCAAUGGCUGAAAAUUAACUUAGAUUUGGAGAAACUUGAAAAAAAAAGAAAUGCCAGAGCGCAGAACAGGAGGGGGCAAAUUCCUAACCCCAAUAGACCCGGUGGUGAAGCUGCAGGAGUGGAUGUAGAUGCUGAAGAUGAGGAGGACAUGGAUAUCAUCGAAGUCUUAAAUGCUGAUGCCCGUGGGGCUGAACAGCUCGAAGUUGAUAACGAUGACAUUGAUGAAAAUGAAGAUUUGUUCGCUGAGCUCCAAGAGAAUCUUGGAGAGGACUUUAUGGACAGCGUAAGAAAUGUCAACAAAAGACUGGACGAUGCUGAUAAAGAGGCUAUAAGAGUCAAGAUAGAGAACACAGCUUUCAACAUAAGUGAUUACGGGGAUGAAGACAUGCCUUUAGGUUUGGGUAAACGAGAGAAAGAACACUGGAGAAGUCUUGUUCCCAUUAAAAGGCACUACAGAGCAAUACUUUUGGGUCACCUUCAAAGAACCGAUAGAAUGACUGAAGAAGAAAUACGACGAGUUCCUGAUGUGUGGAGACUAAACCUGCACCAUCGAUGGAGACUUUAUCGUUAUUGGGUUGAUUUAUACUGUAGGAAAAUAAGAGAAGAAGUCAGUGAAAAAUCACAGCAGUACGAGCAAGUGGCCAGGAGAUACCAAGAGAUCCUGCACCAGGAAGAUAAAGUGAUCCUGGAAAAAGCCACAGUUGUUGGUAUGACCACCACAGCAGCAGCCAGAUAUCAAGGCAUUUUACGGGAAAUCGGGCCCAAAAUUGUCAUUGUAGAGGAAGCUGCUGAAGUGUUGGAGGGUCAUGUGAUCACCUCCCUUACUGACCAGUGUCAACACGUUGUUCUCAUUGGUGAUCACAAACAGCUGCGGCCAAAUCCUUCAGUUUUCAAGUUGAAAAAAGAUUAUCAUAUUGACAUUUCUCUUUUUGAAAGACUUGUGAUGAAUGACUUUCCAUUAGCCUGCCUUAGAGAGCAGCAUCGUAUGCGUCCAGAAAUGACAAAAUUGCUUCGCCUUCCUGAUUUGUAUCCAGACCUCAAGGAUCACGAAAUAGUUCAAAAAUAUCCCCAUAUUUUGAGGGUUAGAGGUGACGUGUGCUUCAUACAGCAUUGUGUCAAAGAUGAACAAGAAAACGACUCCAGGACUUUCAGCAACCAGUACGAAGCCAUGUUCCUGAUUGGUUUGUGUGAGUAUCUGCUACAGCAGGGCUACACAGCCAAACAAAUCACCAUCCUUUCACCCUAUGCCGGACAGAUUCACCUUAUAAAAACUCUGCUGGAGAGAUUGCCCAGGUCCCAAAGUACAGUCAGGAAGAUGAAAGGCCUGAAGAUUUCAUCUGUUGAUAAUUAUCAAGGAGAAGAAAAUGACAUUAUUUUGUUGUCACUUGUCAGAAGUAAUGAAGCCAAUGAAAUCGGUUUUCUCAAAGCAAACAACAGAAUUUGCGUGGCACUUUCUCGUGCAAAAAUGGGACUGUACGUCAUUGGAAAUUUUGCAGGGCUUUCAGAAAAAAGCGAUUUGAUUCGAGAGAUCACAAGAGAGGCUAAACAUCUUGGAUAUCUUAGUGAUCAUCUGGUUCUCACCUGCCUGCGUCAUAAAGGCAAAGAAACUAUAAUAAGAGAGCCUAGAGAUUUUAAGAACGUUCCAGAAGGAGGAUGUGUGCAAGUAUGUGCCAUUCGGCUGGACUGUGGUCACAGCUGCAAAAGAAUCUGCCAUGCAGAUGACCUUGAUCACAAAAAUGCCAUGUGUAGCCAGAAGUGCCAAAAGGUCUGUGAUAAGUGCAACCAGUACUGUAACGGAAACCAUAAGUGCAGUCAGCAUGAUGGCUGCCAACGGCUGAUGAGAAAGAGGAUACCAAUAUGUGGGCAUUUUCAAAAUGUUCCAUGCGGUAUGGAGGCCAAUCAGUUUGAGUGUCAGGAUCCUUGCCAAAGGAUUUUGCCUUGUGGCCACCCUUGCUCAGACAAAUGUGGGAGAAGACACGCCCACACUGAGGAUAUGUGCAAACACACAACUGAGGUAACAAGAGAAAGAUGUUGUUUCUUAAGAAAUAAAGAAAUGUGUCCUUCUGUUAAUUAUAACAUUUAAAUUAUUAUUUAUUAAAAAAUAAUUUGACAUCACUUAUUUUAAGACAUAGCAUCCUAUUUACCAAUCUUAACUUAUCUUUAGGUGACCCCCAAAUCUUGUGGUCAUCCUAAAUUCAGGAUCGAAUGCUGGAAGACAACAGAAGAGGAGUAUUUCCUUUGUCCAGAACCUUGUAAUGUAGAGCUCGAAUGCGGGCACCUCUGCCUGGGCUCAUGUGGUAAAUGUUGUGGGGGCCGUCUGCACAUUAACUGUCAACAAAAGUGCAAAAAGAUUUUGAUCUGCGGACAUGAAUGUAGAGACACCUGCAACAGUUGUCCCCCUUGCACGUACGUAAAAUUUUUUACGACAGGCAUUAUUCCCUAAGUUGGAAAAAAUAACAUGUAGGCGAUCACUAAUCUCAUUUUAAAAAUGUUUAAAAGUAAAAUGCUUCUUUUGUGCCGGUAAUAAUUUGACUCAAGCUAGCGCAUAAUCCCUAUCUUGUUGAAAAUUUUAGAUAUCCAGUUUAACAUUUAAUUGAAUCUCAUACACAAACAGACUGAACAGUUUUAUAAACAAAUAACAUGAAAUCUGAUCUACUGAGAUGUCAUGGGCUUGCUUGCUAAAAAAUAACAAUGUUUUUUUUAUUUGUCUUUAUGAUAAUCUUAGGGCAAUUAAUUUAACUUGCUACUGAUCUCAUUAGUUUUAAUAAAAAUAUCCUUCCUAUGUAACAAAACAUGUUGUCACACAAUCAGUUUGCCAUGUGAGGUUGCUUGCAAUCACUCAUGUUGUCCAAGACAGUGUGGGGCGAUAUGUACCCCAUGCAUGGAGCUCUGCUCUUGGGAAUGCAGGCAUCACGAGUGUGUUGAACUGUGCUCAAGACCCUGCAGGAGACCUCCAUGUGAUCUGCCUUGUCGUGAACGGUUAAGGUGUGGUCAUAAUUGCUGUGGUUUGUGUGGAGAAAAGUGUCCAAGGCUAUGUACUAUUUGUGACAAAGAGGUGAGUUAAAGCAUGUGCCACAAUUGAAAUUGCGCCAUCAGUUUUUAGAUUCAUUCUUAAAAUUUUUUCAAAUUCUGAUGUACAAAUUCAGAAUAAUUUGUUAGAGCUUUUAUUCUGUUGAGUACAUUGCUAUUAAAACAUCUCAAGAACAUGAAAGGGAAUCAGUGUAGAUUAUAGAUGAAUGAACAUGUAAAAGAAUUUAGCCGGGGAACAUAACAAAUGAAACAAACAUAAUUUCCCCUUAACUAUCAGUUUAAAAAAAAAUUAAGUCAGUCGCUUAAAAAUAUACCUCCUAAAUUUAAAAAAAAAUAUAAACUGAAAAUGCAUUGGAGAUGUAGCUUGUAGCUUUUGUAAAAUAAAACAUUUUACACAGUUUCUAGCUACAUUUAACUGUUUACAUCAUACAUUAUACAUACAUACAGAUCAAAAUGUUUAAGCUCUAUAUUUGUAAAUAGGAACUCAUGGAGACCAGCCUCUAUGGCUAUGAUGGAGAUCCAACCACUCUGUUCAUUGAACUUGACUGUGGGCACGUCCUGGAGGUUGACUUUGUUGACCAGUGGAUGACCACUUCUACCGGAACCAAUGAGGAUUCAGAUCAGCAAGCCAUUGGCAUAAAGACAUGUCCACUUUGUAAGACAGCAAUCCGAAAAUGCACUCGCUAUGGUCAACAAAUUAAAGUGAGGACUGAAUUAAAUGUUUUAUUCUUAUUUUAUAUGAGUAUUUAAUGACGGAAAAGUUAGAAACCAAAACAAUUUUCAUUACCAUUAUAUUUGAUAAUAGCAAAAUAUUAAAAUUACAAUUUCAUGACAUACAGGAUUGUGAAAAAAAAAAUCAAAGACUUAUCUAGAUGAACUAUUAUUGGGUUAACUGUUAUAAUCUAGAGAAGCAUUCCCCAAAUGAUGGUCCGCAGAACUGCACUGGCGGCUAGCCUUAAAUGGCCAGUCCCCUCAACAUGAAUAUUUGUUCAUCAAAUAAAAAUAAAAUAUCAUUAAUAAAUCUGGCAAGGGUGCUGGUGAAAUUUAAAAACUUGUCUACCAGUCUUUCAAACUUAAAAGUUUGGGACGCGCUGAUCUAGAAAACUGUGUACAUUUUUAAAAAAAAAAUUGUGCAAGAAGCAGGAUAGAAAAUAUGUUGAGUGAAGAAUUACUUCAGGGUGCUUAACCUAGGCUUCUCAGACCAUUUGGUGUAACUUCAGCUAUGCUUAAUGGGUCAUUAAAUGAAGGAAAAAUCCUAACUAAACUAUAACUAUUUACAGGUUCAUCUGGUUUACUAGAAUACAAUCAAGGAUUCAUGAAAUUAACAAACUCUUCUGUGACUCUGAAAUGUAGGGCCAAUGAGCAGCAAUCAAAUAUGAAAAAUAAGUGUUUACUCCUAUUUAACUUUAUGCAUUUGAGAGUGAAAUGUAUCAUGUAAAUUUAUUAAUUUAUUCAAAUGUAAAAUACAUUUAGUCAUGGUAGUUUUUUAAUUUUUGCCCUUUUUCUUUUAAUAGAGCAUGCUGGAGCUCAUUGAAAAGGUCAAGCGGAAGUGUAUUGGAGAGAGGAAGCAUGAAAUGGAACUUCAACUCUUCCAAGCUAUCGCAAAAGCCAGGGGUCAAGAAAAAACUGAGAUUGACAGGUUUCUACAACAAGGUAGGCAUAUCAUUGUAAAAAUUGGUAUCUUGUAUUAUUUUUCUUCCUCUUCCUUUCUAUUACUCUUUAUUUAGUAUGUAGGUAAAAGUUAUAAAUUGGGUAAAAUUUAAUUUAAAUUCAUGUACUCAGUCAACAACUUAUGUAAGGCUUGUAUUUGCUCGAUUUAAUUAAAGCUUAACUACUCUUGUUAAGUAACUUACAAAAAAACAACUUUGUGUCUUUAAUCAUCCUCAAAAUAGCAUGCAAGAUGCAGUUUAACAUUAUGAAAAACCUAAACAUAAAUAAAUAAACAAAAAUUUCAAACACAAUCAUCGGGAUUCACAUUCAUAUGCAACCCUCACAGGCAAAGUAUUCAAAAUAAAUUAAGGAAUAUCAUUUUUAGAAACAGCCACAAAUAAAAUUUUAAUCACUGAGCCCAGUUUGAUAAAUUAUUGGUUUAUUACUAGGUUAUAAUGAGACAUUGUCAUUGAUACCCUUACACACCUAAAUCUCCUCCUGUAACACCAAAAUUAUUUAUUUCAUUAUUCACCAUCUUAUCUUAAAAGAAUCUCCAACUAAUUGAAAAAUCAGAAAGAACUACUUUAAUCGAGAGUGAUGGACUUUUUUCAUCAUCUUAACUCUGACAAGACAUUUUUUCAACAAUUGUUUUUGAAAACAACAGGAAAGUUCUUACCAAUAAAUAAUGGCAGUUAGUUUUAAAAUGUUAAUACCCUUUGCUGUAAACUAUUUAUAGACAGGAGAAUGGUCAUCUGGAUUAGGGUUCCCCAAACUUUUAAGUUUGGGUGACAAGUUUUGAAAUUUCAUCAGAGUAAUUAUUUUUUUUUCUUUUUAUCUGUCCAUAAACAUUAUUGAUGUGCAAAUGGCAAUGUAAGGCUUGUGGACCAGAGUACGUCCGUGAAGACCACUUUUGGGAAAUGCUGAUCUAGAUUAUCGGCCAGAACUGCAUCAAAAAAUCAGUGUGACAUUAAGCCACAUUUAACUUCUAGUUAAAAAGAAAUUUAAUUUCUAUACCCCAAGCAUCCUAUUUUCCUUGAGUAAAACUUAACACAUUUUUAUAUAUUAGGUUUUAUACAUAUUGAAAAUUACAUUUUUCAACAUCACUCAGGUGACCAGGUGUUGUCAGAAAUUAUUCUAGAGGCUCAGCUCACCCAAGUGAACAUGUUCCAUGAGAUAUUUGCAUUGAAGCGAGUGGCAGAAGAAUGCGCAGGCAGGUCGGAAAAUCCACCCGCAAUCUUCAGGCCAAUCCUUACAGACUUGAAUCAUUUCUCAGAGUGGAUUCUACAGAGAAGAGCAAUUUUCUCAGAGCAGAAUAAGCAGGAUGCAGAGGAUGAGAUUGACAGGUUAGGUCUUCUGAUAGAUCUACAGAAAAUUGAGAUGAACGCAACCAUACGGGGUAUUUGUAACACAGUACUUGCGCCAUACCUUGACAAAAUGGAACGAUGCAGAAAGUAAGUACACUGCUUUUUAAGAACCAAUGACUAAUUAUUUUAUAAAAACUUAAUAUUGAAAUAAUAAUUUUAUACAAAUUAUUUGACUUUUAAUUUAUUUUAAUUUCAAAGAGUUAACUGUUGAUGAAGUGUAGCAAGCAGUAGUAAGCAACAGUAGUAGGCAGUAGUAGUGCAUUUAUCAAAAAUGGAUAAUACAAAGGGAGAUACAAUCAAUUGUAUGAUACAGAAAACUAAAAACUCAUGAAAAUCAAAGGGAUGUAAAUUUAAAGACUACUGGAAGUUAUCCCUUUUCCUUUUUUUUUUGGCAGAUUCCUUUUACGUUAUGGAAAAACUGGCAAGACAAUUAUUAAAGAAAGCAAAGCUUUAUGUGAAAGGCUGAGAGAGCUGGUCCCUGAUACACAGCUAGCUCUUAGUUAUGAGGAAAGGAUGACAAUAAUAAGGGCAGUGAAUGUCAGUGCAGGGGCAUGGUACUCAUGUCCAAAUGGUAAAAUAUAUUUAAAAUGGAGUUGUCCCACUAUUUAUUCUUGAAGUUCAAGUUUAUAAAUAGCAUCAUUGAGAUUGAAUUCUGUCAUUUCGGUUACUGUUUUUUUUUUCCCCAUUGAGUUUAUAAUAACGAAAACUCUUACUGCACACAUGUUUCAGUGUAGGUUUUUUAAGCCACAAUUUGUUUCUAGUGCUCUUGUUACAAAAUAACAGCAUAAUUCCAAGAGGUAUAUACUUUAUACUUAUUAUUUCAUAUUCAAUCAUUUUGACAAGUAGGAUUCUUUAGAGUUUUUUUAAGCACAAAAGUAUACUAUUUUAAAUUAUAAAUUUUCCCCCUUUAAAAAUAAAAUAAAAAAGAUAAAAUUGGCUUAUUUUUUUUCCCCUGACCAUUAACGUCAUUAAACACGAUGUUUAUUUAUUUCUUAUUAAGGACACAUUUAUGCCAUUGGUGAAUGUGGCCAAGCCAUGGAGGAGUCAAAAUGCCCCGAUUGCAAGGCGAAGAUUGGUGGAACCAAUCACAACCUACUACCAAAUAACACAUGGGCUCAGGAUAUGGAUGGUGCAGAAAAUCCAGUCUGGCGUAACGUCAAUGCGGACAGGGACCUGGCCGAGAGAAUUCAAAGACAACUCAAUGGAGGACUUUAGAGAUAACAUGUGACCAUAACGCAAAAUUAUAAUAUAUAUUACCAGGUAUUGCUGUGAUACUAUUACUCUAUUUAUCUGAAUGAGUAUCCAGAUUUUGAUGAUUUUCGUAUCAUUAUUUUGUGGCAUCUUGUUAAAGUUGCAGCCAUGUUUUAAAUGCAUUUCAGCAUUUGUAAAAGCAAGUUUAACUAAGGGAUUCAGUUCAGUGUGUCAAUUUUUAUAAGUUAGAGCAUUUGGUAGAAUUAUUUUAAAUUUUAAAUGACUUUUUGAUGGUUUUUAUUAAGCUUGUGCUCCUUUUUCUCCUUUAAAGUUUUUUAAUUUACUUGGGUGGGUGGCUUUGUUUAUGCCCUCCAUGAUUACAUUUGAUUCAUUUCUAAAGAUAAAAAAAUUAAUUUGUCAUUAUUAUCAAAUAUUGUUUAAAAAUGUUGUUUUUCUAUUUUUAUUUCAAUUCAUGAUGCUUCUGAAUAAAAUUGAUUAUUUCAAGUCAACAGAGCACCGUAAAAAGAAUUUUCUAUCAAUGCUUCUACUCCUACUACUAAAUGUAAUGGUAAUAAAGAAACUUUACUUUUUUCGUAUGCAUUUCAAAAAAGUCAUUGAAAACUAGACAUUGGAAAAAUGAUUAAAAAGUUAUUUUAAUGAAAGCCAAUCCUUCACUGCUAUUUUAAAAAUCAAAUAAGUUAUACAUAAUGAGAAUUUCAGUUGUAUACAAUGUCAUUGUCGGCUCUUGCUAAUGAAAGGUGUUGGUUGAUUAACUUCUAAAUUUUGAUCACAGAAGUAAGAACACUGUGAAGUUUAUUUACACUUUAAUAAGUCUUCCAGAUCAAAUUUAGCACUGAUCAUGGCUCCAUAGGGCAUGUAAGAAAAGAAUUGAUGCACUGCCUGACUUUCUAUUAAAACUGUUAAAAAAAGAUAAUUUAGGAAGCAAUUUACUGAUUUAGUGUUAAUCAAAUAGCUCUAUUGAAGAUCUACUGGCACUUGUAGCAGAGGUAGCCUCAUAAUAACAACAUAAUUUACAGUAUUGUUAUUUUUGUAUUGCCAUUUUGAUUUCAUUAAUUUUCAUUUUAUUCAACAC